This is a messenger RNA of Fusarium oxysporum Fo47, 615 nucleotides long. RefSeq names its product kinase-like domain-containing protein. Bases 1 to 615 code for a protein of 204 amino acids. Gene Ontology annotation, molecular function: protein serine/threonine kinase activity; ATP binding. The transcript has a single exon. Lineage: Eukaryota; Fungi; Ascomycota; Sordariomycetes; Hypocreales; Nectriaceae. The record is from RefSeq and is a predicted model, not a curated record. Gene Ontology annotation, cellular component: cytoplasm. Gene Ontology annotation, biological process: protein phosphorylation.
AUGGGACUUAUCCAGCUUAAGAAGUUCGACAUAUUACAUCGGGAUAUGAAACCAGGUAAUAUUCUAAUUAGGAAGCGGACGCCGGAAACCUUCCAGAUUGUUCUUGCAGACUUUGGUUUCGCGGGUAAAUACACAGAAGAGUCCGAGUACUUCUAUGGAACAGCAUGUUAUAAGGCACCCGAAAUCUUCGACGAAUCGGCUAGAGUAGUCGAUGACAGGUCUGAUGUGUGGUCGACAGGCAUUGUUGUGCUUGAGAAGAUGUAUGGGCUUGAUAAAGGAAGGCAUCCCAAGCCCAAAUACGACUCUGAGAGGGAAGAAUGGUAUGCAAACUGGCAGAAGGAAGUGAGGCAGAAGGUUGAAAAUAUCAACUGUGAGUCUGAACUAGGAGGUUUGAUGAAGAUAAUGCUUGAGGGAAUUUUUGUGGAUUGUGGCGAGAGAGUUGAUGCUAAGCGAUGCCAUGGGACUGGCUCGCGAAUCAAGCUAUGGAGGAGGCAUUCACUUCGUGCGCGUUGGUGGAAGUCUUGGGUGAAAUGGGUGGAUGGAACACCAGAAAUGCGACAGACAGAUAGCCAGGGGGAAAGGGAGAGAAAAAGAAAUGUAACAAAUGAGAGUUAA